Messenger RNA from Uloborus diversus, 1291 nucleotides. Its product is annotated as vacuolar protein sorting-associated protein VTA1 homolog. Bases 163 to 1035 code for a protein of 290 amino acids. The record is from RefSeq and is a predicted model, not a curated record. Gene Ontology annotation, biological process: late endosome to vacuole transport via multivesicular body sorting pathway. The transcript is spliced from 7 exons. Gene Ontology annotation, cellular component: multivesicular body. Lineage: Eukaryota; Metazoa; Arthropoda; Arachnida; Araneae; Uloboridae.
CGAGUUUUUGUUUUCGGUCGACUAGAGAUCUGUAAAUACUGUAUGAUUAUUAUGAAUAUACUGUGUUAUCGUAUGAAGUACUGUUUUUCUUACUUAGUACAAUAAUAGUACGUUGUUGGAAAAGUAGCAAAAGUUUGAGAAACCUUUUGUUUGUUCACCUUUAUGGCUGAUUUGAAGACUGCUCCAGCAGCGUUGAAAGCUAUACAACCGUAUUUAAAAAUUGCAAAAGAGCACGAUGCACGAGAUCCUGCUAUAGCUUAUUGGAGUCGAUAUUAUGCUGUCCAGUAUGGAUUAAAGAUUAAUGACAAAACACCAGAGAGCACAGGUUUCUUGAUAUCUAUCAUGGAUUGGUUGGAAAAUGUGAAGAAAACCAAGUCAGAUGAUGAAACUAUUUCUAAUGAUGUUGUGGCUCAAGCACAUGUGGAAAAUUAUGCCUUAAAGCUUUUUCUUUGGGCUGAUGGAGAAGAUAGAGCUGGAAAAUUUGGCAAGAAUGUUGUGAAAGCAUUUUAUACUGCUGGAUUUUUGUAUGAUGUUGUGAAUACAUUCGGAGAGCCGAGCGAGGAGGUACUACACCACCGAAAGUAUGCAAAAUGGAAAUCAACCUACAUUCACAAUUGCCUGAAAAAUGGCGUUACGCCCACUCCUGGUCCUGUUGGCAUGGAAUUCGAAGAGGAUGCUGAUGAAAACCUUGAAUCUCAGGAAAUGAAUAUGGGAAGUCAUAAAGAACAAGUGCAUCCUCAAGAACCUCAGGCCCCCUAUCCGGUUGAUUUAACAUUGCGGGUUUUGGUCCCCAAGUCCCAAAUGGCUACCUACCUCAGCAGCCAGUCUCUUCGCAAUCCUGCAGUUUUGAACAACCCUCUUCGACUACCGAGCCUUCUUCCGCAAAGUGAUCUGGCAUUAACCAUGAAAGACUUCCACAAAGUACAGAAACUAUGUAAGACUGCAGAAAGCGCUCUCCGCUAUGAAGAUGUGCCAUCAGCCAUUCAGUAUCUGAAGAAAGCAUUGAAUCUCUUGACGACGGGAAAAGAAGAAUAGAGUGCAAUCCAUUCUACCAAAGAACAGUCCACAUGUGUAAAACUGAAGAAUAGUCAGUGCAGCGUGCAACUGCAUACGCACAUUUUUGCUUCAUUGCAAUUGUAUAUUUUAUGUAAAUAAUUAGCUUUUAUUAAAUAUUUAUUUUUUGCUGUGCAACACGUUAAAGAAUUCAAUUUCAAUUGUAGUUGAAUAAAUAAUAUGCAGUAGAACUGAGAUUGGCUGUGAACAGUGCCACCAAAACUAAGAAAAUAUUAAA